CAUAUCGAUUUUCACCUAUAUCAUAUUGUGUAUUAUAGGAUAUUGAUAACUAUGGUUCUCGUGUUGAUAGGGAGAAACUUGGGAUUGGGUGUAGUUGUUUUAAUAAUGAGUGUUAUCUUGUAAGAUGUAAGUCCAAGUUAUGCAUCGAAGAAAUGAUUAUUUUCCUGGAAUAAAAAAGGGUAAGGAGGCAUCAUUUUUGGGAUUGACUACCAUAGGGAUUGAAAGGUUGUUUUGGAUGAUCAUCAUUUUGAAUAGAACUGCUUGUGUUGUUUCAAAGAAAUAGAACCAUCUAAAUUGAUAUGUUCUCUAUGGUUAUGGCAUUAUUAUUUUAUGAAGCAUUGUACAGGUUGGAUACUUUUGCCAUUGGUAUGGGUAAAUUCUCAGGGCAGUUGUUGGGUCAGGAACUGGGAAAUUUCUGGCUGGAAGAGGAUUGGUUUUGCUAUUACAUGAUAGGCAUCUGUGUUCUCACUGAUUGUUGGGCAAGCUUGGGACAGAGAGAUUGUAUACUUCUGUGCUUGUGCAAUAUACAGCAACUGGUGGCCAAUGUUGUCAGCUCUCAUGUAUGUGGUAGUGCCAAUGCCUUGCUUAUUCUUUGGAGGUGGAUCUACUCAAUUUCUAACCAGCAGAGAUGGUGGAGGUUGGAUAGAUGCUGCUAAGUUCUUGACAGGAGCAUCAGCUGUGGGGAGCUUAGCAAUUCCUAUCAUCCUAAGACAUGCACAGAUGAUCGAGACAGGUGCUAUGUUCAUCGAAUUCACAUCAUUCUUCAUAUUUGUAUGCACUGUCUUAUGUUUUCACCGAGCUAAUCUCGAAGAUGAAUGGUGACCAACAAGGCACAUACAUGAUCUAUCGAGGACCUAUUUAUUCUGAUAGGCUGGAAUAUAGAAAUGAAAAUGGGAAACAUUCAAUCUGUAUAUGUUAUCGGUAUAUGUAUACCUGAGAAGCAGUUGAUAAUUUGAUUUGUGCUGUGUUGAAAUUGAAAAGUAA
Messenger RNA from Mangifera indica (mango), 984 nucleotides. Its product is annotated as vacuolar protein sorting-associated protein 55 homolog. Gene Ontology annotation, cellular component: endosome. Gene Ontology annotation, biological process: late endosome to vacuole transport via multivesicular body sorting pathway. The coding region runs from base 544 to 822 and encodes 92 amino acids. Lineage: Eukaryota; Viridiplantae; Streptophyta; Magnoliopsida; Sapindales; Anacardiaceae. The transcript has 4 exons. The record is from RefSeq and is a predicted model, not a curated record.